Molecule: messenger RNA, 708 nt
Organism: Phytomonas sp. Hart1
Lineage: Eukaryota; Euglenozoa; Kinetoplastea; Trypanosomatida; Trypanosomatidae
Source: the annotation of a GenBank genome assembly
AUGUUCCUGGCCUUCUACGAGCUCUGCGCGGCGGUCAGCCUGGACGUGCUGCGGCACGUCAGCUGCGGGCUGGGGAUCCGGCCCUCGGUCCCGACCGGGGGGGGUCGACCCCCGAGGGGGGACUACGACCUCGACUACUUCACCCCCUUCCACGCCAAGCGGGACUGCGAUCUGCAGGCGAAGUACUACCCGCGGAUCGGCCACGCCUCGCGGACCCGCCAGGGCGUCGCGAUUCGCAACCCCCAAUCCGCGCAGAACCCGGGCGGGGUGAAGGUGCUGCGGCGGAAAGGCGCCCGCGCCCAGCCGUUGGUCGCCGGGACGGACGAAAAGCCCGAGGGCGGCGGGGGGGAUCUCCCGCGGCUCGACACCCACAAGGACCUCAGCACCAUCACCCUCCUCGCGCAGGACUCCAUGGGCGGCCUGGAGGUCUGGGACGACGCCAAGGAGAGCUUCGUCGCCGUCCCCGUCCUCGAGGACGCGCUGCUCGUUAACGCGGGCGUCUUCCUGGAGAAGUGGUCCGGCGGCCUCAUCGAGGCCACCCAACACCGCGUCCGGAACGUCGAAAGAGGCCGGGGACGCUGCAGCAUCGUCUUCUUCGCGAUGCCGGACCACGACGCCCGCAUCGAGCCGCUCCUCCAGCAGGAUGAGAACCCGGCGACCGACUCACAAGAGGGCUUCCUUGCCGGGGACCUCAUGCCGAUGCACUGA